UGAGAAGACGCUGAAAGGCUACGCCAGUCUCAAGGAAACCUCCGUUAGUGAAACAACCGCUUGUGUUAUCUGUGAGAAGGCCCGCCGACAGCCCCCAACAUGCCCGAAUACAAACUCAUUUAUUUCAACCUGAUGGGCAGGGCCGAGCUAACCCGCUGGCUCUUCGCCUACGGGGGCAUUCCCUACACCGACGAGAGGAUCGAGAGGGAGGAAUGGCCCGAGAAGAAGAAGAGCCUCCCCUUCUCCAAGCUGCCUAUCCUGAUGGUGGACGACAAGCCUCUGCCUCAGUCCCUGGCCAUCGCUCGCUUUGUGGCCAAGCAAGUGGGCCUCGUGGCUGAUGACAACCUGCAAGCGGCCUACUGCGACGCCCUGGCCGAUACCAUUAACGAAACGAUGGGGGCCAUGCGCCAGAUUAUGAUGUCAGACAAGGACGAGGAAGAGAAGCGCAGGCAGUUCAAGGAGGAAUUCUACCCCAAUGUGCUGGAGCCUGUCAUGACGCGGCUGGAGAAGAGGCUGUCGGAGAGGCAGUGGUUCCUCGGAGACAAGCUGACUUGGGCCGACUUCAUUAUCAGCCUCGGCUUCGGACACGUUAAGGAGAGAAAGCCUGAAAUCUUUGAGAAGUUCCCCUCGCUGGCCGCCCACGUCGAGAAGGUCCGCGAACUUCCCAAGAUCAAGGAAUGGAUUAAAAAGCGACCCGUAAACCCAUACUAAGCGAUGUAGAUAGAUAGGAAUUAGAAAUAAGAUAUAUAAUUUAACGAAAAAUGUGUAUACGAGAGACGAGAGAAAAUAAGGAAUUAGGAUAGAUAACAAGAGAGGUUAAUUGUAGAUUAUUUGGUUACUCUAUUGACGAAAAAGAUCGAAAAUAGGAAAGAGAGAGAACAUUUAAAUUAGAGAAAAAUAAGAAAUUAAAAUUGUUAAAUACUAAAGAAAUUGAAUAGAUAUUAUUUGAUUGUGAAAAUAAGCAUUAAAAUCUCUGCUCAUGGUACAAUUUUUUUUUCGUGACUGACGCUCUAUGUACGAUCUGAAUAAAAUGUUUUACCCGUUUAAUUUUUUUGUGAUAGAUCGUUUUUUUUCCGGUUGUAUUUUUUCCCUCUUACUUUGUUUUAUUUAGAAGUAUUUAAUCUAUUCUGCUCCUCAUUCCGAAUGGUUGUGUCAGUGUAGCACAUUCAAGUAUGCUCUCGUCUUUUAUUUGCACUAUCAUGUAAGCUGACACUGGAAUAUUAAAACAAAAUCUCUAUGA
Penaeus chinensis is the source of this 1240-nucleotide messenger RNA. Its product is annotated as hematopoietic prostaglandin D synthase-like. The record is from RefSeq and is a predicted model, not a curated record. The transcript is spliced from 5 exons. Gene Ontology annotation, biological process: glutathione metabolic process. NCBI's taxonomy places the organism in Eukaryota, Metazoa, Arthropoda, Malacostraca, Decapoda, Penaeidae. Gene Ontology annotation, molecular function: glutathione transferase activity. The coding region runs from base 100 to 711 and encodes 203 amino acids.